GACUGGGCAGACUUAUGAGUAAGACCAAGAGACUGAGAAGGAGCUUUUUUUAAUAAAGGAAAGAGAAGAAGAGUGGAGCUGAGAGGAGGACGAGGAGGAGCAGGCGCCGUGGAGAAGUGUCUGCAGGAUUUAUGACUCAUUCAGACACAGAAGAGAAAGUUUAAUGGAGGGAAAUAUCACACUGGAGAGCCCUGCUGUUACUUUUAGACUGCAGCUGUGCUGAAGGAAGAGGGAAUAUUGAUGAAACAAUGACCACCAUCAUCUCUACCUCUUCAGCGGCCAUGGCUCUUUCAGUCAACGCCUCUCCUCCUGUCACAAUGUCCUACUUCACCUCCUCUGCGGUCAACCAAAACCAGACCAAGUGCUCCUUUGAUGACUCAGCUAUUCGUCUGCCUCUGGCCAUCUUAUACUCGCUGUUCUUCCUCUUAGGACUAGUGGGGAACCUCUUUGCCCUGUGGGUCUUCCUCUUCCUGCACUCAAGCCGCAACUCUGUGCGAGUGUUUCUCAUAAACUGUGCCGUGGCUGACCUGGUCCUUCUGGCAUGCCUGCCCUUCAGGGUUUUCUACCACGUCAACGGAAACAAGUGGGUCCUGGGCUCUGUGGCAUGUAAGAUGGUGGGGAAUCUGUUUUAUAUGAACAUGUACAUCAGCAUCACGUUACUCGGGUUUAUCAGCCUGGACAGAUAUUUAAGACUGAAGGGGAAAGGAAGAGCACGCAGAGGUUUGAGGAUGACACUGUGGGGGUAUAGCUUGCCGUGGAGCUGGGUGGCGUGCGGGGCUCUGUGGGGUUUCUCUCUGAUGGCAUUGGUGCCCAUGAUCGCUACAGCAGAGGACAGAGAGGACAGCAAUCAAUGCUUUCAGUACAAACAGCGCAGCAGUAAAGCCAAAGGGAAAGCCUACUUCAAUGCCGUCUUAGUGGUGCUUUUCUGGCUCGUCUUCAUCCUGCUUGUUGUCUCCUAUGGUAAGAUCGCCUCCCAGCUGCUCAGGGUCUCACGGGACAAGCCAGACCUCCCAAACGCGCAGAGAUACGAGCGAACUGCCAAGAAGUCCUUCUUUGUCCUCUUCUUGUUCACCGUCUGCUUCGGACCAUAUCACGCCUUCCGCCCCAUCUACAUCCUCUCCCAGCUUGGUGGAUCUUAUUCCUGUGACUACUUACAAAUGGUGGACCGCACCAAUGAGGUGAUGCUUUUACUGUCCGCCUUCAACAGCUGUCUGGAUCCCGUCAUGUACUUCCUGUUGUCUGGUUCAGUGCGCAAAACAGCUGUGCAGGCACUCGGACAUCGACUAGGUAACCGGCUGCUUUUCCUUAAUGACGCGACAUCGAAUAGCUCCACGAUGGAGUUCAGGCGAGCGUCUGUGCCCGUGGCGUUACCCAGCGUAGGACUCAACAACCCCGCACUCACACCAAGAACAAGUAUCUGUGUCAUCAACGCCAACCUCCACCAAACAGACCUGACUGCACUGCCACCUACUGGACAACAGUGAUAAUAAACUUUUCUUCCUGCCAGUUAUAUAACCUACAGAGAUAAGACUUUCUACCUUAUCUACAUGAACUGCUCUACCAAUUUCAGCUAAACUUAGUAAUAAUUUCUACAUACACCAAUUUCUUUCAUUGGA
Cheilinus undulatus (humphead wrasse) is the source of this 1616-nucleotide messenger RNA. Its product is annotated as probable G-protein coupled receptor 34. Bases 249 to 1484 code for a protein of 411 amino acids. The record is from RefSeq and is a predicted model, not a curated record. NCBI's taxonomy places the organism in Eukaryota, Metazoa, Chordata, Actinopteri, Labriformes, Labridae. Gene Ontology annotation, biological process: G protein-coupled receptor signaling pathway. Gene Ontology annotation, cellular component: membrane. Gene Ontology annotation, molecular function: G protein-coupled purinergic nucleotide receptor activity. The transcript has 3 exons.